Messenger RNA from Spirometra erinaceieuropaei, 1800 nucleotides. The record is from the annotation of a GenBank genome assembly. NCBI's taxonomy places the organism in Eukaryota, Metazoa, Platyhelminthes, Cestoda, Diphyllobothriidea, Diphyllobothriidae.
AUGGCACGCUUCUACGGCCUUCCCAAGGUACACAAGCCAGGAGUGCCCCUCCGCCCAAUCGUUUCUUUACGUGGCACACCAACUUUUGGCCUAUCAAAGUGGCUGUACCAACGACUUUGUUUCCUCGUCAAAGACUCAGAGUGUACAGUGAAGUCAGCUGAGGAGUUUUUGGCUCGCAUCCGACAUCGUAGAGUGGAGACAGACGAGGUGAUGGUGUCCUUUGACGUGGUCUCACUGUUCACUUCUAUCCCGCCCGACCUAGCCAUCGACACUCUCGACGGACUUCUCCGAGAAAAAUACGACGAGACCGACCAAAAGCUUAAACGAGUGCACAUUAUCGAGCUCCUAGAACUGUGCCUUAAGACUUUCUUCACAUUUAACGGCCAAGUGUACGAGCAAAAAAAGGGAACGCCAAUGGGUUCACCUCUGUCUGGACUAAUUGCCGAAGCGGUUUUGCAGCGGCUGGAGCGUCUGGUAUUCAGCUCGUACCCUCCGAAGUUCUGGGCCAGAUAUGUCGACGACACAUUCGUCAUAAUAAAGAGGAACGACGUGCAAGAUUUCAAGGCACUCUUGAAUUCGAUAUUUCCCGACAUACAGUUCACCAUGGAAGAAGAGGCCGACAAUCGCUUGCCCUUCCUAGACGUACAAGUUACAAAACUGGCAGACGGGAAUAUAAAGACGACGGUCUACCGUAAGGCGACUAACACAAGGCGCAUCCUCCACUUCAGAAGCAACCACCCCGUCGGUCACAAACGCAGUUGUGUCAGGACCCUUUUCCAACGCACCCAAACACACUGCAGCGACGACGAUGACAGGAAGAAGGAGGUGAGGUACUUACGUGGUCUAUUUGAAGCCAACGGGUACACGAAGUCGUUCAUACGCAAGUGUCUCAGGAAGUCCCACUCGGGGCGGUCGAACGAGGAGAAACCAAAGCUCUGGCUCUCGAUCGCCUAUGUGAAGAACGUUUCAGAGGCAACUUCAAGAAUUCUGAAACCUUUUGGAAUUGGUGUGGCCCAUAAACCAGCUGCAACAAUCAGACAGCAAAUCAUGAGGCCCAAAGACCCGCUCCCGGUAACAGAACAAUCGGCGGUGGUCUACAGCAUACCAUGCCAAGAUUGUGAUGCCAGGUAUGUUGGUGAAACGGGAAAACGCCUCGGCACAAGAUUGCACGAGCACCAGCUAGCAAUCAACCGCAAGGAUAAGCUGUCGUUGGUGUAUGGCCACACACUAGAGCGGAAUCACUGUUUUGCCUUCGAGAAAGCGAGUGUGAUCGGCCGAGCCAAUGAUAAAAUGGCCAGACUAAUGCUGGAAAGUUGGUCCUUGACUGGCACACUCAACAGGGCCAUAGACCUACAUCCAGCCUAUCAGGCGCUCCGCGCAAGACUCCAGCCAAUCCAGGCAGGGCCGAUGGCACUGAUGAAAAGAGUCACACGGGGUCCACCACCGACGCUCGCGGAGCGAGGAGAAGGCGCUGACCGAAUGUCACGUGACCGGCGUGGCACACCGUCUCACGGACGUACUGCCGAGGCCGGAAACGCCACGCCUGAGGAACAAAGAUCGAUCAGCCCGCCAUCUGACGAGGGGGAGGCGAACGAGCACGCCGACGCAGCGGCAACCACGUUAGGCGUGAGGGGGACACAAGCCACGCCAGUCCGCCAAUGGCUGAGACCAGGGAGGCGACAAUCAGCCAACGGAAAGCAGGCUAGUCGACAAACGUGCACUGUGCACGGUUAUAAUACGAGACAGGCGGCAAGGCUGAACAGAUCAAGGCCAGCAGGAAACGUCAGCGCACGACUCUGA